Messenger RNA from Rubroshorea leprosula, 1440 nucleotides. The record is from the annotation of a GenBank genome assembly. Lineage: Eukaryota; Viridiplantae; Streptophyta; Magnoliopsida; Malvales; Dipterocarpaceae.
AAACUUCAAGUUCUCUCCUUUAGAUCAUCAUGGAGGUGGGGCAGUCCUCUUCCACAAAAUCAAAACCCUCUUCGGAAAUCUGGGCUAAGCUUGGAAGGAAAUGCCAGAUUGUAACUUGGAUUUGGCCUUUGCCUUGUACAAAAUAUUAAUGAGGAUAAAGAUAAGUUCUGAUUUGAAAUUUCUUUAAAGGCAAAGCACUUUGGGUAUUGUGUGAUAUAUACUUGCUGCAGUAUCCUUGGAUUCAAAAUAUGAAGAUGUCGAGAUUAGCUCAAACGAAGUUGUGAUAAAUUCAGAAGCCAAAAGCUCUCCUCAAGAAAAGCAAGAAUAGUGCAAAAUAACUAGGAAUCCAGAUCAAUUUUCUGCCACAAUGCAAAACAAGAGUUCAAAUGUAAUACUGGUUGAUGAUGUUGUUGUCCAAAGUGAAGAUGUUGUUGACAUCGAAUGCGGAGCUGAAGUAAUUGCAGGGCCUAAUAAAGAAGGAUAUUUAAGCUACAAAUUCAAAGUAAUGUGUGACCAAGAAUCCAGCAAGCAGAAGUUAAAGUUUCAGAUAAGUAUAGAUAUUGAGCAUGCAAAAUGCAGCAUCUGCUUGAAUAUAUGGCGUGAUGUUGUUACCAUUGCCCCUUGUCUUCACGGCUUCUGCAAUGGAUGCUUCUCGGAGUGGUUAAAUAGAUCACAGAAGAAACAAAGAGGUGUGCUCUGUCUGCAGUGUAGAGCAGUUGUACGGUUUGCUGGAAGAAAUCACUUUCUGCAUAACAUUGAGGAGGGCUUACUACAAGCUGAUCCUUCGCUAAGACGUUCUGAUGAAAAAGUUACAGUUUUAAAUUCCUAUGCAACUAUAAAAUCAAAUCUUGUCAUUAGGAGUGGAGAAAGACAAAAUAGAAAGAGGGCAUGUUUUUUUAUGGAUGAGAGAAGAGACAGUGAAGAAGAUGGUGAUGUGGACAUUGAUGGUGAGGAAAGUGAUGAUGCAGGGCCUCAUUGCCCACAAUGUGGCACUGAGAUUGGUGGAUUCCAGUGCAACCCUAACACCAUCCAUUUACAAUGUCAAGCUUGUGGAGGAAUGAUGCCUUCCAGGGCUGAUAUUAAUAUACCACAGCACUGUUUGGGAUGUGAUAGAGCAUUUUGUGGUGCAUACUGGCAAUCUCAAAGGCUUGCUAGAAGUGACAUUCAGCUUGUUUGCAGUCAAGAAACAUUCAAACCGAUAGCAGAACAGACUAUCAGUAGAAUUCCAGUGCAGGCACAUGAAGUGAAUCAACAUGAACAAGAUGUAUGAUGUUUUGUAUUUGUCCCAAACAAACUAUGCUUCAGAAAAAAAUAGUUUAAUUUAACCAAUCUUUAGGAUUUUGUAGAUCACAGAUAGGUGUAUUAGACAGGUAGGCAGAACCUUGGAGGAUGUUAUUGCAAUUGGAUUAGAAAGCUGAACAAUAGAGAAAUUGGCAUGGU